CAUGGAUGGAUGUGGCCCUUUGCUUGCUUUUAUCCGGCCCUUGGAGCACUAUUCCAUCCACUGGCUCCAACAUUGGGUCAUCAUUCCUGCCAUUGACACCAACAAUGGAGCACUAUUCCUCCCAAUGACACCAACGAUGGGGUGUUAUUUCUUUCACUGACACCUACAAUGGGGCACAAUUCCUUCCAAAAACACAAACGAUACGGCACACUUCCUUCCACUGACACCCACUGAUGGGGCACUAUUCCUUCCACUGACACCAACGAUGGGGCACUAUUCCUCCACUGACACCAAUGAUGGGGCACUAUUCCUCCCACUGACACCAAUGAUGGGGCAC
Staurois parvus is the source of this 337-nucleotide messenger RNA. The record is from the annotation of a GenBank genome assembly. NCBI's taxonomy places the organism in Eukaryota, Metazoa, Chordata, Amphibia, Anura, Ranidae.